AUGCGAGUUUUCCAUGCAUCGAACGAUUUGGUUGCACCAUGGCUUCCAUAUCAAAUUUACAUAUCCGUUUGCCAUGUCAAAAUAUCGGAAACGUGGGUAAUAAUCUGCCCCGAAGGUGUGGUGGCGGCAUUGAGUAUGUUUGCUGUUUUUGAUGCCUUGAUCAUGUUCAUCGUUGAAGCACUGGGCAAGAAGGUGGAUCCUUCAGAUCACCAGCGCCGGAUCAAACUCAAUGCCCAGGAUCUACGCGUCCCUCGCACGGAUCCUGGACUAGACCGCCAUGCUCGGAGGCCCUUCGAUGGAACACAGCCUGGGCGCAUUCGGCGUGUCACUCGGAAGCCACAUAGCGGGGUGUCAGUUUCCACAGACCUGGUGAUUCGCUUGUCAUUGCCGGACCCGACCGCGGACAAGGCAGCUCAGAACCCUAAAUGCGCAUGGACGGCAACCAGGGUGGAUGCAUCACUUUCCAUCCGCGGAAACAUUGAAUGA
Messenger RNA from Aspergillus niger, 486 nucleotides. RefSeq lists its product as hypothetical. The record is from RefSeq and is a predicted model, not a curated record. The coding region runs from base 1 to 486 and encodes 161 amino acids. The transcript has 4 exons. Lineage: Eukaryota; Fungi; Ascomycota; Eurotiomycetes; Eurotiales; Aspergillaceae.